AUGGUAAAAAGUGGCGCCAUCUACAAUAGUGCGGCCGUCCUGCUCUUGAGGCGAGGGCGUGUCCCAAGGGCGCCUCCCACAGUCCGCGGGGACGGACGGGGGCGCAGCGCAACCCGAGCACUCGGCGGCGCGCUCCCGCGACGCUUGUUAGUGUUCCGCAAAUCCACAACGGGAUCGCCCCGAACGCCGCAUUCGAAAGGUUCUCAGUUCACGGUGAGUUCGCGCGCUCUCGGGCGCCCGACCGGGUGUCCGGUCGAGAUUCGCGAUUCGGUCGGACGAGUUGAACGCGGCGGCGGGCGGGUAUACUGGCUCGCCGUGGCCGCCGCUGGAACUAGACCCCGUGGGAUGGGGGCGCAAACUCUACCCUUCAGGCGCGCCGAGGUCCUCUGGUAUGUACCUUUGAAAAGCGGCGGCCUUAUGUUCGGCCUUCAUCACCAAGAAACGGCAGGGGUACACACACAACCUCGCGGCCCUGUCACAUCUCUCAAAGAGGAACCUCUCACACGAGCUUGGAUGACUCCGAGCUCCUUAGUUGACAAUACCAAUAGCGUGGGUGUUGGGCGUGCACACUUCGAAAAGCAACCACCGAGCAACCUGCGCAAGAGCAAUUUCUUCCAUUUUGUGGUAGCGUUGUAUGACCGAGCUGGACAACCUAUCGAGAUAGAACGUACCGCAUUCAUAGGAUUUAUAGAAAAGGACCAAGAAGCAGAAGGCCAGAAAACAAAUAAUGGAAUCCAGUACAGGCUUCAACUACUUUACGCAAACGGUAUCAGACAGGAGCAGGAUAUAUUCGUUCGACUAAUAGACUCCGUUACGAAGCAGCCCAUCGUCUACGAAGGACAGGACAAGAACCCAGAAAUGUGCAGGGUUUUGUUAACACACGAAGUUAUGUGCAGGUUGCAAGAUAUGUGCAUCCCUGUCGCGCGUCUUCAGGGGAGGAGUCUCUGGGGAGUCUGUCCUUUCAAUGUCUUUGCCCUUUGCGUCAAGGAGCCACGCUAG
Messenger RNA from Leptosia nina, 999 nucleotides. NCBI's taxonomy places the organism in Eukaryota, Metazoa, Arthropoda, Insecta, Lepidoptera, Pieridae. The record is from the annotation of a GenBank genome assembly.